AUGGCCGUUCCUUCGACAUCAGAGUUCCGCGUCCGAUGUCGCGUCAUCGAGGCCCUUUACCGGCUUUACGGGCAGUUUCCAACCGAGUUUCCCAGCGGAAAGGGAAAGAGAACCACCGAGGAGGGCAACAUGGGCGCCGGAGGAGAAACACCCGAGACCAUGGCGAGGAGGAGGGAAGAGAAGCAGCGGCAUCCAGAGGGUGGUGAGAUCGAAGCCGAAGUGGAGGAUCGACAUGCAAGAGAAGGAUUCUACGACGAAGCGUCUACGCACAGCAUGGCGACGGCCUCCAUGAGCCAAGAUCUCGAACGAAUGGCACUUCCCGGCCAAAAGCAAGGAGGCGGAGGUGUUUUCAGCCGUAUGAAGUCGGGGUGGAGGGCAGGCAUCGCGUUGAACAUCGUCAUCGGCUUUUUCAUCCUCAUUGUCACAAUCGUAUGUCUCGUCCUGGCUUUGGUCGUCGUCGGAAUGAUCAGGGGCGAGAGCAAAGUGUACCAGGGCUCCUGCGCCAAGGCGGAUGGGAUCAAGAUCGGACUCUCUGUUGCCAUCAACAUCAUCGUCGUCAUCCUACUGGCGACGGCCAACUACGUCUUCCAGGUCCUAAGCAGCCCGACACGCACCGAGCUCGAAAUGGCGCACGAAGAGCAUCGAUGGCUCCAUAUUGGGAUUCCCUCUUUCAGGAAUCUACGUUUUGUUUCCAACCCUCGGGUUGUUCUGACGGUCAUCAUUAUGCUGGCGGCCGUCAGUACCCAAGUAAUAUAUAAUGCUGUAAUAUUCACCACACAGCCAGCCUUCGCCCAUCAGAUCGCCUUCGUCACUCAAAACUUCCUCUCCUCGGGCCAAUUUAGCAACGCAUCCGCAACGAACGCCGGACGACUUUCAAGGACGGAUCUCCUCAACCUGCAAAACCAGGCUUCUGACAAUGAGCUUACGAACCUCACUGUCGUUGAGUGCUUGAAGCAGUUCGGCGGUGUGUACCAGUCCGAUUUCAGUGCCGUCGUGUUGGUGACGGACUCCGCCUCGACCAGCAACUCCCUCGUUCAGACUGCAGCAUCUGGAUCCUCGCUUUCUCAAUUCGUCGAUCCGGUAAACCCCUCCGUCAUCAAGAUCAAUAGCUCAACGGCCGAGUACUGCUUAGCUCGCCCCGAGUCCCCUGAGCCUUGUUCGGUUAUUCUCAACGGCUCUCUUCUCGGCGUUAUCGCCAUUCUCAACCUCGUCUCCGUCUCGGCCAUCGGCGCCGUUUACUUCUUCACCGGUUUCGAGCCCCUGGUCACUCUUGGCGAUGCCUUAGCUUCUUUCCUCACCCAGUCGGACCAUACCACCCAGAACUCAUGCCUCCUCGACAAGAAGGAUAUCAAGCAGGGUCGUUGGGGUUACAACGAGGCCAAGUACUGGACUUCCAAGGAGCACUUCUGGUUUCAGACUCCUAGUCUCUCCAUGUGGACAGUCUGGUUCCUCACCUGGGCAGCCCCAACUGGCCUCGCGGCGGCAGCCCUCGCUGUGCCGCUGAGCAAAGACUCGAUGGCCAGUCUCAGUGCCUUCGGCCGCGCCCCGGAUCAUGAGAUGUACAUCCUCCCCAACGGAGCGGCUCGCGCAGGCUUUGCCCUUGUCGCCGCCGUCCCCCAUCUUCUCCUCGCCAUCCUCUACCUCUCCACUAACGCCCUCAUGUCCAACUACUUCCUCUCCCACGAAAUGUCCCAAUACGCCCUUCCUGGCCUUACGCUUCCCCUCCGCGUCAGCUCCGGUCGUCCUCUCGGCGCGCAAACCACAAGUCUCUAUCUCACUCUCCCGCGUCCGUUUUCCUGGCUCCUCCUCGCUCUCUUCUCCGCCGCAGGCUUCGUGCUCAGCCAGGCUGUUGUCAUGGUCUCCAUCGAUGUCCUGCCUGCGGCCAAGGACGCCGACUUCCCUGGCCCCAUCAAUGGCGUCGGCUUCAGCGGGGUCGGACUCCUAGCCCUCCUUGCUCUGCUCGUCCUGAUCGCUGGCUUGGUUCUCGGCCUGGGCCUCCGCAGAGCAGACCCCACGCCCACUCGCGUUGACGGCGAGCCCUCGGGCAACCCGCUGGUGUUGAAGGGUGGAAGCUGCUCCGCCGUCAUCAGCGCUAGGUGCCACCGUUCUCCUGGUGAUGUCGGCGCUGCUUUCCGCGAGGUGGCUUGGGGUGUCGUUUCUGAGGGCGAGGGUGCCAACAUCGGACAUGCGACGUUUUCGAGCCUGCCUGUUUCCGUCCUCAACCCCAUCAGAAGCUACGCAUAG
This is a messenger RNA of Colletotrichum karsti, 2244 nucleotides long. RefSeq lists its product as uncharacterized. NCBI's taxonomy places the organism in Eukaryota, Fungi, Ascomycota, Sordariomycetes, Glomerellales, Glomerellaceae. Bases 1 to 2244 code for a protein of 747 amino acids. The transcript has 3 exons. The record is from RefSeq and is a predicted model, not a curated record.